This is a messenger RNA of Pogona vitticeps (central bearded dragon), 1493 nucleotides long. RefSeq names its product spindle and kinetochore associated complex subunit 2 (gene SKA2). The record is from RefSeq and is a predicted model, not a curated record. Gene Ontology annotation, molecular function: microtubule binding. Gene Ontology annotation, biological process: mitotic cell cycle; cell division; chromosome segregation. Lineage: Eukaryota; Metazoa; Chordata; Lepidosauria; Squamata; Agamidae. Gene Ontology annotation, cellular component: spindle microtubule; outer kinetochore.
GGAAAGGGGUGGGUCCGGGCUGGGAGGGGGGGAACAUACCACCGCCUGAGGAAUGUCAACUAUUCAACAUGGAGACGGCGGUUACUACGCUCGAGACCAUGUUCCAGAAAGCCGAAUCAGAUCUGGAUUACAUCAAGGCGAUGUUGGAAUUUGAAAUGAUGAAAGGUCUCCCCGAUGGACUGUCUCAAGAGGAAAACCCGGUGGUUCUCGUGCAGCAGCUAUCCAUGGUGAAGUCUCGCUACAAAACCUUGUGUGAGCAGCUAGAAAAGAUUUCUCUCGAGCGACGGGAAUCCAUGCGCUCCAUCCGUGCCACUCUUGCGAAGACGGUGAAGCUGGUCCAGGAGAUACAACACCACACCGGCAUGGAGAUUUCUCCUCUAUCAGAAGAAGAACAGCUGGCAAUGCAACACUUAAUGCUGCAGACUCCGGAAGAAACGGACCUUCCCGCGAAACAGAAUUGUCUGGAGGAACCUGAAGUCCACUGAUGCUACGCUGGAAACUGCAAAAAGAGCAGAUCGAAGUUGACAAACGAGGCCAUAACUUUAUACGUGUAAAUGUUUGCAGAUUUUUAAAAAAGUGGUUGUUCAUUGUUCCCCUUCUGUUGUACAUAGGCUCUAUAGCCUUGUUUGAUGAGUAAUGUAUCUGUGAUGGAGACUGAUGUGCUGGUGGUGUCGAUGUUGUGCCUGUAUUGAGGCUUAAAUUGUGAAAGAUGCGUCCACCCAGCUAAACUGUACCCACUCAGAGAGCAACAUGUAUUUACUAUAUUUAAACUAAAUAUUUUCAUUCUGUCCUUAGAGUGCUCGGAAUCCCACUCACAAUACGCUUCAACAAGCAGAACCAAUUGAGAAAAACGCAGUCCCAUGCCAUUAAAAACCAAACCAAACCGAAAAACACAAUUAUAAUGAAAGAGAUAUUCAAGUGUGCUACUGGUUGUAAGUGCAUCUUUAUUGCUGUGGAAUAACUUCCAAACAGUUUUUUUUCCAUUUUAAAUGUUGCAUCAUGGACUCUGUGAUAUAGAGUGAGAUUUCCAAAUUGUACAUUCCAUGCCUUUUAAAAGUAGGGAGUAACUUGUCUGUUGCUGGCUUUUUUUAGGUGGUCUGUUUCUGAAAUGCGACAUCAGUGCUGAAACCUGUGGUCUAAUCCAUUGGGGGGGAUGAUGAUCAUCAUCUGAUUGUCUUUCCCCCUCCUGCAGGGCAAAGAGGUGGUGCAGCUGAUUGAGCCCAGCCUGUUUUAAGGAAUUCAGCAGCCUUUUGUUGUGGCUGAGCUUUAGCAGAACUCGUCCAAGAAAAGUACCCUGGGGCUACAGUACUUUGGGCUUCUGCUCUAGCCACCCAUCUCUGCUAUCUUACCGUCUUGUACAACUCCAUGUAUUGAGAUGCUUCUUUUGGUAUAUUUCAAAGCCAUAGGUGUGAACUUUGAAACUGUAGCUGAAGUCCAAGAGUUUUUCCUUAACUUAAAACAAAUGGAAAGAAUAAAGGUAUAUUUGUAUCCUU